CCAUCUCUCUCUCUCUCUCUCUCUCUCUCUCUCUCUCUCUUCGCCAUUGAUGGAGUUCACGCCGCAGCAGCUCCGCGCCUACGACGGCGCGGACGCGGGGAAGCCGAUCUACGUGGCGAUCCGGGGCGCCGCCUACGCCGUCUUCGCCGGGCGCGACGCGAGCCGCGCCCUCGCGAAGAUGAGCACCGCCGCCGCCGACGUCUCCGGCGACCUCUCCGGCCUCUCCGACAAGGAGAUCGCCGUCCUCAACGACUGGGAGAACAAGUUCAGGGCCAAGUACCCCGUCGUCGGCCGCAUCGCCGCCGCCUCCUCCUCCUAGAAACCCUAGAAACCCUACAAACCCUAGCCAUGUGAGUAUAUGUGUGUUUGGAUCUGUUUAUAAGUAGCGGUGAAUAAGUGGAGGUAUGUAUGGAUUUCGGUUAACUGAUGAUUCGCUUUGCUUAGUUAUGGAUGCUAGAAUCGGUGUAAAAAUCUAUCUAUCUAUGCAUCAAAGGUGGAAACUUUUUACCAAUUAUCGUGAUUUGAUCCUCAUGGUGGUUGUUGUGGAUUGAUCGAGCACUGUGUUUGAAUUGUUUUUGAUUUGUUAAUGUGUUAUUCGCGCAUUUGAGUAUAUAUAUGUUCCGAUUUGGACUGUA
This is a messenger RNA of Ananas comosus (pineapple), 635 nucleotides long. RefSeq names its product probable steroid-binding protein 3. The record is from RefSeq and is a predicted model, not a curated record. The coding region runs from base 50 to 319 and encodes 89 amino acids. NCBI's taxonomy places the organism in Eukaryota, Viridiplantae, Streptophyta, Magnoliopsida, Poales, Bromeliaceae. Gene Ontology annotation, cellular component: endomembrane system; membrane. The transcript has a single exon.